AUGGCCUAUGGGAAAUCCUCGGGCAUGGACCCGCGCGUAUUUGAUGGCGCAGGAGCCGACUGGGAGAAGCUAAAUCAGCAAGCAGUGAUUCCGGUGAUCUCGCGAUCCACCUUAGACUGCGAGCGCCCAUCGGAGCGCAGGGAGCGGCUCAAUCUGGCGGCCGCGAGAAAGGAGGAACUUCGCCAGCAGCGUGCUGCACAGCAGAUCCAGGAUGUCCUCGCCGAUCGGUUCCACCAAAGGCCUUUGGCGAGCUCUGAUGCGCCUUCGGCACAGCCUGUCUAG
Molecule: messenger RNA, 282 nt
Organism: Symbiodinium sp. CCMP2592
Lineage: Eukaryota; Dinophyceae; Suessiales; Symbiodiniaceae
Source: the annotation of a GenBank genome assembly